Messenger RNA from Dictyostelium purpureum, 1546 nucleotides. RefSeq lists its product as uncharacterized. Bases 10 to 1482 code for a protein of 490 amino acids. The transcript is spliced from 9 exons. The record is from RefSeq and is a predicted model, not a curated record. Gene Ontology annotation, molecular function: toxin activity. Lineage: Eukaryota; Evosea; Eumycetozoa; Dictyosteliales; Dictyosteliaceae.
AUAAAAAACAUGGCAACAACAACUCAGAAUCCAUUUGACUUAGAAAAAUUAAAUGAAAAUACAUUAAAAAAAUUUAAAGAAGAUCCAUUAAAUACUAUCGUUCCAGCAGGUUUUACAGGAGAUGAUGGUGAAGAAAGUGACUUUUCUCCAGUUCAAGAUCCUUUACAAAUUGGGGUUGCUUCUUUAAAACCAAACCUGGAUGAUCUUGAAACAAUGGGUGUUGCUGUAAUUGGUUUAAUUCCAACAGUAGGACCUCUUGUUCAAGGUUUUUAUCAAAUUUUCAGAAAUAGAACAAAAGUACAAGCACUUUCAAAAGAAGAAGUAGAAAACUUAUUAGACUCAAAGAUCAAAGCAUUAAAACAAGAGAUGGAACAAUUAAUUGAUCAAAAACUUGAAAAGUCACAAAUAGAACAAUAUAAAACUCUUAGUAAGGGUGCAUUUGAAGGGUUUUAUAAUUCCUCGUUAAAAGAAUUAAGUCAAGAUUUAGACAUUUUAAAACUUAAACUAUCUAAAAAAGAAAUUGAAAAACCAGAAGGAUCAUUCUUAACAGGUUUGAGAGGUAAAUAUGAUAUUUUCAGGGAUAGUAUUAAAGCAUUACUAUCACUUUUACAAGAUAUAAAAUUCGUUCCAUAUGUAUACAAUCAACUUGUAGACAUUACAUAUCUUUAUAUCUUUUGCAUGCAGAACUUGAUAAACUAUUGGUAUCAAUAUGGAUAUGUUAGCGAAUAUGCAAGGUAUACACCAGCAUCAUCCUCUGGGAAAGCAACACAUUCGUAUAGGGAUAAACUUCACAUUAACAUUCAAAAAACAUUGAAAACUUUACAAAACGGUCUCUAUAAAAUUCAACCAGGUCUUGAUAAUCUUUCAAAAAUGCUUGAAAUGGACCCAGUCCUUUACCCAGUACCAUUAUUUAAAGCACCUGUUGUUCCAUCAUUUAAUGGAAUGGCUGAUGUAAAGAGACUAAAGCUUUCAUACUCAAGACCAGUUGUUGAAAUUGAUGUUAAUAUGCACGCUCGUCCAUUUAUUUAUCGUGUCGAUGGUGUUAACUUUAUUGGUAAUUGGUCAAUAGAAGAUAUUAGUGGAUGUCCAAGAAUGGUUCCAAAAGAAAAAGAUCAAAUUACUGAUUGUUAUGGUUUCUAUCUCAAAACAGAUCCAAGUAUUUUAAUAAAAUUAAGUGAACCCAAAUAUGUCAGUAUUCGUUUAUUUACAAAAAUGGAAAGUAAUGAAUUCUGUUUAGAUACAGGAUUUUUCGGAUUUAUUCAAAAGCAUGAUUUUGAAAGUGGUAGUCUUGCUCCCAAUCCAAUCAAAAGUGGAAGUUUUGAAAUGCCACUAGAAGAAAGAUUUUGUAGAUCAGGAUUUAGUAUUUUAAGAAAAUCUGAAGGCCCUCUUUCUGAAUUCGAUGUUUCAUUUCAAGGAGGUUCGUCUGAUAUUACAAAUUUUGACAAAUUAUUAUUUUUAGAAAUUGUAAUUUCUGAUAAUUAAAAUGGAAAACUUUUUAAUUUUCGUUUAAUCAUUAUAAUAAAAAAUUUUCAAUUUAAUUUUUUUU